Messenger RNA from Eimeria mitis, 1188 nucleotides. RefSeq names its product ubiquinol-cytochrome c reductase domain-containing protein, putative. Gene Ontology annotation, molecular function: 2 iron, 2 sulfur cluster binding; quinol-cytochrome-c reductase activity. Lineage: Eukaryota; Apicomplexa; Conoidasida; Eucoccidiorida; Eimeriidae. Gene Ontology annotation, cellular component: membrane. The record is from RefSeq and is a predicted model, not a curated record. Gene Ontology annotation, biological process: mitochondrial electron transport, ubiquinol to cytochrome c. The transcript has 5 exons. The coding region runs from base 1 to 1188 and encodes 395 amino acids.
AUGUAUCCGCGGGGUCUUUUCGCUCCCUUGUGCUCGGUGGGGCGGGGCCCCCACCUGACACCGCUGGUGCAGCAGGGCGCAUCUCUGGCUGCUCUGGCUCCUUUGGCUCGCCGUUUCAGCACUUUCAACCACAACAUAGGGCCACACAAGUCGGAGCCACCUGCGAGCGAGAAGCCCCUGUUUCUGAAUCGCUUUGACCAGGCGGAUGACCCCUCGUUGUUCGUUUUGGAAGCCGAGGAACUGCAGCGACGACGGGAAGCUCUGCAGGUGCAGAACAAAGAUGAUGCUCUUAUUGAUGCAGCAGACAUCGUCCAGCCUUCUAACCACCCCCAUCAGCGGAAGGGCUUCUUCAGGCGUAUGCGGUACUGGCAUUAUCAUCAGACAGCUGAGCCCACCUUCCCUCGUCCUCCCGAUCUCAGCAAAGGAGAGCUGGCUGCGGGUGCAACCGUGACAAGGACAACUGUAUGGAAUAACGAAGACGAGCCUGCAGUGGUCUCAAUCGGGCGCUUUGCCCCUGAAAACUUCCGCCCUGUCGGCUACGCAGAGAAUGCCCCCAACCCCACCAGCAUCAACAGCGACGCUCACCCCGAUUUCAGAGACUACAGGCUCGGCAGUGGCAGCCCAGAUAGAAGGCCCUUCAUGUAUUUCUUGAGUGCAUCGUACUUCUUCAUCGGUGCCAGUAUGAUGCGCAGCCUGCUAUGCAAAAUGGUACACUUCUGGUGGGUCAGCAAGGAUUUGAUGGCAGCAGGCACAACGGAGAUCGAUUUGCGGCCAAUUGAGCCGGGGACAACGGCGGUGUUCAAGUGGAGAGGAAAGCCCGUCUUUGUGCGUCACAGAACGGAGGAGGAGAUAGAGAGAGCAAGGCAAGGCUACAGCCACUUCGUCCCUGUUGUCUUUUGUUUGCCUUCUGUUUGUUUUGUUUUGGCGGACGAUUUGCUCGUGGGUACUAUGAAGGACCCCCAGAUGGACGCGGAGCGAUGCCCCCGACCUGAAUGGCUGAUUAACAUUGGCGUCUGCACACACUUGGGCUGUAUCCCGGUCGAGGGUGGCAGCUACCACGGCUGGUUCUGCCCCUGCCACGGCUCGCACUACGAUAUCUCAGGCCGUGUCCGUCAGGGCCCGGCGCCGACGAAUUUGGAAGUCCCCGAGAUGGUAUUUUUGGAUGAUCUCACCGUGAAGUUGGGUUAA